CCGACUCCCCUCAAGGGCGAUGCCGACAGCGCCGCGGCGCUUCCUUCGCGCGCUCUGCAGCUCCACCUUCAGGAUGGGUGACUCGGCCUCCCGGCUACCGCUGAUGGAAGAAGCGCUCCCCGGCAGGAGCCAGCGCAUCUCGGUGGCAGAUAAACACCAUGUCAAUGGAAACAGAAUGGUAGAACCUUUCCCAGAAGGAACACAGAUGGCUGUAUUUGGUAUGGGCUGUUUCUGGGGAGCUGAGAGGAAGUUUUGGAGACAGAAGGGAGUCUACUCCACUCAAGUGGGCUAUGCAGGAGGGUAUACUCCAAAUCCUACCUACAAAGAAGUCUGUUCAGGUAAAACUGGCCACACAGAAGCUGUACGAGUAGUAUAUCAACCAGAAAACAUCAGCUUUGAGAAACUGCUCAAGAUCUUCUGGGAGAAUCAUGACCCGACACAAGGAAUGCGACAAGGUAAUGAUGUUGGCACACAGUAUCGCUCAGCCAUCUACACAUACUCUCAGGAACAGAUGGAAGCUGCCUUGAGAUCUAAGGAAGAAUAUCAAAAGGUAUUGACGGAAGGCGGUUUUGGUCCCAUCACAACAGAAAUCCGGGAGGCUCCAGAGUUUUAUUACGCUGAAGAUUACCAUCAGCAGUACCUCAGUAAGAACCCUGGUGGAUACUGUGGCCUCGGAGGAACGGGGCUUUCCUGCCCCAUUGGGAUCAAGAAAUAGCCUGUGCUUUACUUUGUUUUAGGGAGCUUGAAAAGAAACCGAUGACAGUUAAGUGUUACAGUAUGCCUGCAGCAUCAGCACAUAAAGAUUUGGGAACCUGGUGGGGCACCUUGCAGUAAUCUGAGCAAUUUCCCAUUCACAGACACAAAAAGCCAAAGCAGAGGCAGAAAUUGUGCCUGUUGGCAAAUGCAGCUUCUUGCUCUGUGCAGCUCACAGGGUUUCUUUUCAAUCUCUUAAAAUGGAGAGAAAAGAAACUUCUAAAAGUUUGGCUUGAAAUGUUGUUAAAAAGAUGAAAAAGUGGUUGCACCUACUAACUGCUUUGCGUAGCUAAUGCCUUCAGACAUGUUUAAUUCCUUGGGUUAAUGAAUUGGCUUGUGCUAUUUGACUUCUGGAGACAUGGUUGGGCUCAUCUUGACUAUCCCAACCCUGUAAUUUGAUGUCUUUGAGAACAGUGAAUUUAUAAGAUCAGUAAUUCUCUCGCAAUUCCGUUUUCAGAGCAAUGUCUAAUAUAACCUGUAGUGUCUAUUUUCUGAAACAAUUUUAGUAAGAAAAAGUAAAAACUGUAACGUGGAACUUUGUGGCAGUUCCCAAAAGUCUAUAAAUGCAAAAAAGAAAAAAAAUUUGUU
Molecule: messenger RNA, 1341 nt
Organism: Colius striatus (speckled mousebird)
Lineage: Eukaryota; Metazoa; Chordata; Aves; Coliiformes; Coliidae
Gene: MSRA
Product: methionine sulfoxide reductase A
Exons: 6
Coding region: 20-715 (231 amino acids)
Biological process (GO): cellular response to oxidative stress
Cellular component (GO): cytoplasm
Molecular function (GO): peptide-methionine (S)-S-oxide reductase activity
Source: RefSeq, a predicted model, not a curated record